Messenger RNA from Spathaspora passalidarum NRRL Y-27907, 1689 nucleotides. It is a transcript of the gene CDH1, whose product is annotated as Cdh1p. Lineage: Eukaryota; Fungi; Ascomycota; Pichiomycetes; Serinales; Debaryomycetaceae. Gene Ontology annotation, biological process: positive regulation of anaphase-promoting complex-dependent catabolic process; anaphase-promoting complex-dependent catabolic process; positive regulation of ubiquitin protein ligase activity. Gene Ontology annotation, molecular function: ubiquitin ligase activator activity; protein binding; anaphase-promoting complex binding. Gene Ontology annotation, cellular component: anaphase-promoting complex. Bases 1 to 1689 code for a protein of 562 amino acids. The record is from RefSeq and is a predicted model, not a curated record. The transcript has a single exon.
AUGAGCCAGAACAUUAAUCCCCAUGGUGUGCUGCUGCUGCUGCUGCUGCUGCUGCGGAAUGGCAAUACCAACAAAUCAUUUGGAUAUGAGACGCCACAAUCACCAUCUCGUUCAACGAGAAUACUGGAUCCACCAAGGUUGGAAGCGGGAUUACCGACAACUGCCACCUCUCCAAGAAGGAGAAUGCAAAAUAAUAUCUUUAGCGAUCGAUAUAUACCCAACCGGACAGGUAUCGAUCUUCAAACGGCAUUUAGUUUGACCAACGAUGAAAUAAUACCAGGGACCAAUAAAAACAUUGACAAUGAAAUUGAAAUUAGAAAAGAAGAAGAGGCAAAUAGGACGUUUACCACAGUUUUAAAAGCCGAGUUGUUUGGCGAUAAUGUGGUUAGCAGUAGUUUAUUAAAUGGCAGAGGUGUAAAGGGAAGGCCGAAUAACACAAAUAAUACCCGAGAAUCUCCAUCUACAAGUAACACAGGUACACCACCAAGAUCAAGUGCCAGUGCAAGUUCAACUCCAAAUGUAGGGGCCGGAGCUGCCUCUGGUACUGCUGCUGACACAGAUGACGUAACAAGUACACCUCGACGUAAAGUCAAUUUAUUCACCUACCAAUCCCCACAAAAGUCACGACCAAUUUCUCGAGAUUUGCAACAAGAGUUGUAUUCAUUAUCCCCAGUACGGCAUGAUACUCAGAAAAUCUUGUUGUCUCCCCAAAAGAAGCCAAGAACGAUUUCAAAAGUACCGUAUCGUGUCCUUGAUGCUCCUGAAUUGCUGGAUGAUUUCUAUCUAAACCUUGUUGACUGGGGUGCUCAAGAUAUAUUAGCUGUGGGGUUGGGUGAUUCCGUAUAUCUAUGGGAUGGAUCAACUCAAUCAGUGGAUCGAUUAUGCAAUUUGAACAAGGAUAAAGUCACCAGUUUGAAUUGGAUUGGGUCAGGUACUCAUUUAGCAAUCGGGACUUUGAAAGGGAUGGUUGAGAUUUGGGAUGCCACCAAGAUUAAGUGUAUUAGGACCAUGAGUGGACAUUCACUUCGAGUCAGUUCAUUAGCAUGGAAUGAGCAUAUAUUGUCGAGUGGUAGUCGAGACCGGAGUAUUUUAAACCGUGAUGUUCGUAUAGAGGAUCAUUAUGUUAAUAAGUUUGAACUGCAUAAACAAGAAGUUUGUGGAUUGAAGUGGAAUGUCGAAGAGAAUAAAUUGGCUAGUGGUGGUAAUGAUAAUAAUUUAUUUGUGUGGGAUGGAUUGAAUCCCACGCCUUUGUAUCAUUUCACUGAUCACACUGCCGCUGUCAAGGCUAUUGCCUGGUCACCUCAUCAACGAGGCAUACUUGCGUCGGGAGGUGGUACUGCCGAUAAGACAAUUAAGAUCUGGAACACUCUCACGGGGAACUUAGUUAAUGAUGUCAAUACUGGUUCACAAGUUUGUAAUUUGAUUUGGUCCAAGAAUUCCAAUGAACUUGUAUCAACCCAUGGGUAUUCUCGUAAUCAAAUAAUUGUAUGGAAAUACCCUUCCAUGCAACAAAUUGCCCAAUUAACUGGACAUACAUAUCGGGUAUUAUAUUUAUCAUUAUCACCCGACGGAGAAACUAUAGUUACCGGAGCUGGAGAUGAAACGUUACGAUUUUGGAAUGUUUUUGAAAAGAGUCGACAAGAACAGAGUUCUUCAGUACUACUUGGAGCAUUUCUGCAAUUACGUUAA